GGCUUCAGCUCACCAACAGGAGAGGGGUUUACUGCCCGCCCCGCAGGAGCAGGAGAGGGGUUUACUGCCCACCCCGCAGGAGCAGGAGAGGGGUUUACUGCCCGCCCCGCAGCAGCAGGAGAGGGGUUUAUUGCCCCGCAGCACGUCGAGUGAAGCCAGGAGUGUGUUAUUUGUGUGUUUAUUACCUGAGCACAGAUUUAUUCCUUCCGAUCCAUCAGAAUCCGAAGCUCUGCCGCUUCCUCACACGAUGCCGAGACCUGGAGUGUGAGCGGAUUGGACGUUUUCUGACCAACAGGAACUCUCAGAAAUGUUCACAUGCAGUAGCUUCAUGAUCAACCCAUGACCAGGAUGCAGUGAGGGGGGACGACCCCACUCUUUUCUCGCAUUGCGGUUUAACCCACGCUGAGAUGUCGCAGUAAUGGCGUCUGCCGUGGCCGAUAGGAGUCAAGGAAACCAGUCACUGGUCCUGAAAGGCGUCGACCCUGAAACAUGCAUGAUUGUGUUCAAGAACCACUGGGCUCAGGUGGUUAAGAUCCUGGAGAAACAUGACCCUUUACGCAGCGGUGGAGGUCACAGCCCUGGGGUCAGAGUUCACACGUUCAGAGGUCAUGGUCUCCGUCACAAGACAAUCCCACUGGACGAGGCGAGCGCGGUGCAGAACUACGUAGAGCACAUGCUGUUGCUCCUGAUGGAAGAAGAGAACGGAGUGGGCGGAGCCAUGGGUCCCAUCCUGGAGUUCGUCAUCAUGGAGAAUGUGAUGGAGCGACUGUUCGUGUGGAGCCUGCGGCGAGAUUUCACCGACCAAUCAAAGCUCGAGCAGCUCAAGAUGUACGAGAUGCUGAUUGGUCAGGCCAAGCAGCCACUGUUGCAUCACAAGCCGAUUCUGAAGCCGCUGAUGAUGCUGCUCUCGUCCUGCUCAGGAACAGCAACGGGUCAAAUGGCAGGUGUUCCAGCUUCCUCCAUGGUGGAGCAUGAGCUCGUCCUUCUCCUCCAUCAGCUGUGCUGUGUUGUGUCCAGUGAUCCCUCCAUCCUUGAGCUGUUCUUCCACUCCAGUGAGGAUCAGGGAGCUGCUAACUUCCUGCUCUUUUCCCUCCUUGUUCCCUUCAUCCACAGAGACGGAACGAUGGGACAGCAGGCACGAGACGCCCUGCUCCUAAUCAUGACCCUGAGCAAUGACAACCAGCGAGUGGCCACACACAUAGCACACAACACCUUCUUCUGUCCGGUGUUGGCUACAGGUCUGAGUGGUCUGUACUCAUCUCUGCCCAUGAGGCUGGAGGUGUCCAGUGAAGACUGGCACUGCAUCCAGAAGGACGAGUGGCAGCAGGAGCCUGCACUCGUUCACUUCCUAAACUCACUCGAGUUCUGUAAUGCUGUCAUGCAGGUGGCUCAUCCGUCCAUCAGAGAUCAGCUGGUUGGCUACAUCAUCAAUGGCUUUCUGAUUCCUGUUUUAGGACCUGCGCUGCAUAAACUGACUCUAGAGGAAGUAAUGACCACCACAGCGUAUCUGGAUCUGUUCCUAAGGGCCGUCACUGAACCUGCACUGCUACACACCUUCCUUACCUUCAUCCUCCUCCAUCGCCAUGACAACGUGCACAUCCUGGACACGCUCGUCAGCCGUAUCAACACGCCCUUCCAGUUGGGUACCGUGUCUCUUGCUCUCUUCCGCACUCUGAUUGGUCUGUACUGCGAGGACGUCAUGCUUCAGCUCAUAUUCAAGUAUCUGAUCCCGUGUAAUCACAUGAUGCUGAGUCAGCGAUGCAUCCUGAACGAGAGAGAUUUAUAUUCCGUUUCUGCAGCCAAAUUCCUCGCCCUCACUCCAUCCUGCUGCUCUCCAGACAUCGUCGCUCCACCAAUCCGACAGCUCGACUCCAUCACCUGGUCAAAGGUUACUGAUGAAAACCAAUCAGGAAGUAUGGAAACGGAGGUAUGUUCCUCGGAGCAGGAUGAUUCCAGUCACUCGUGUGUGAUUGGCUCAGAGGUUCACCUGGACGUCAGUUACCUGCAUUACCUGUAUGACGCACGUAACGGUAUCGGCAGCUGCAUGCGGGCGUGUCGCGUCUGGUCCGCUCCUUAUGACGGUGUGACCCCGCCUCCUGAGGACAAAUCUCGCUCUCGUGUGACCUCGCAAGCUCUUCCCGAUGUCACUUCCUCCUCCGGUGUUGAACUUGAGUGGGACGACAGCUAUGACGCCGGGUCUGCACGAGCGCAGCAGGAAGAAGAAGAAAACCGAGCUGUCGCUGCAGCCCCAAACGAACCACCGCAGCACAUCCAGGAACUCCGAAAGACGGCCACUCUGCUCAUCAACGGCUCCUACGUGGAAGAGUCUGAAUUUCAGAACGACGUCAUGGUGUAUGAUCUGGUGGCGCAGAAGGACGCCAGCGAGUCCACUGAUAGAAAGCGAAUCGUUUCCAGUCCCAUCACAGAUGAGGCAUGUGGAGAAAAAAAGGAAGAUUCUGAUGAAAAAUCAGAAAUCCAAAACGGUUCUAUGCAACCAAACACGGGGAAACAAAAUGGCGGCCAGAUCGAAGCAGAACAGAACUCGCACGACCAUCACGCAGACAAAGACGACAACUUGGCGACGGAGUACGAGGACUUGAUCCGCACUCUGGUUGUCGAAGCGAAAAGUCCGACAAGGACACAACAAGAGUUGAGAAGUUCCAUAAUGGAGGAAGAGGACGACGUGGACUUCAGCUCGUUUUCAGCUGAGCUGCCAGAAGCGGAGAAAUCUCCAUCGCCGUUUAGGACUAAACCUCACAGCGGGAGCGUGAAUCACGCCGUUCCUUUUACAGGCCCGUUUGUCAGCGUGCUGCUCUCUCGACUUGAGAACAUGCUGGAAAACUCUCUGCACGUCAACCUUCUGUUAACAGGAAUCAUCUCUCAGCUCGCUACUUAUCCACAGCCACUGCUGCGCUCCUUCCUGUUAAACACCAACAUGGUGUUCCAGCCCAGCGUUCGCUCACUGUACCAGGUCUUGGCCUCGGUGAAGAAUCAGAUCGAGCAGCUGGCAGCGAGGCAGAAGGACUUUCCUGAACAACUUCUAGCAGCGCAGCAGUGUCUCCUGGCCCGAGAGAGUUCGCUCAUAGUGCAAGAUUCGCAGAGUGCUGGAAAGAACGUGAAGAACCGAUCAAUCCAACCAAAGAUUGUGGUUCCUCUGAACAGGACGGAGGUUUACGCCACCAUCAUCUUUACCGAGUUUCUUAAAGAACUGGCUGCCAUCACACAGGAGCACUCCAUCCUCUCGUAUAUCCCCAUGGAGGAGUAGAGCUGAACUUAGAAAACACACACUCAGCAAUAUGAAGUCGGCAUCUCUUCAUCUCCUCUCCCAGGGCUCACCGUUUCUCCAAAUCUCCAGUCCUGAGUCCGACAGUUAGUUUCCUGAUAUUUCAAUCCAUAAAGACCUUUAGAAUCAUCAUCGACUCGUGUACUUGAGCUUGGUUUUAUUUCUUGAUUUGGACUUUUUUUCCACAUUAUUUAAAAUUACAGAUCUUCAUUUCAUCAAACCCCCCGACUCCUAAACGAGAAACAUCUCCUCCAUCUUCUUUCACCUCUGAAAGAUCAAUUGAAGAGUCGAGCUGCAGUUAUUCAUCAUUUCAAGUCAUUUUUAAAAAAAUUUAUUUGAAAACGUCCAUCUCUAGAGACUUGCGAGACAAAAACGCCACUUCAGUCAUGGAUUCGUUUCCCUUUGGAGAAGCAGAACUGCGUGUUUUCUUCAUCAACCCGCUAUCUUGACAUGUCGAACUCCACUAGAUGCAGAACUGUACCUCGUAAAUCUGUCUCUGGGGAACGCUGAAACUCUGAGGAGGAAAUCGAUGCCUAUUAAAUCAUCUAUCGUCUUCCAGUGAAGGAGUAGAGCUCCAUGUUUUGUUUUACUCUUCACUUUAUGAGUUCUCAAAAAAAAAAAGAUUGGAUGGAUAUACCUCAUAAUUAAUAAUUUAAAUCAUGGAUUUAUGUCCUGGAUCAUCUCCAGAAAAGCAUUUUAGAUGCUUGUCUUAAGGUUUCGAUGCUCCUCAGUGACACACACAUCUUUCCGGCUUUAAAGAAUUCAUCUGUUUUGACGAUUUUUCCCAGAACUCUUAGCGAUGUACAGGAAUGUUGUAUUUUCUGUGGUGUUUCGUGUUGUAGUGUUGCCUCAACAGGAUGGAAAAAUAACUGCGCAAUAAGACUAUAACAAUGAUUAGAUGCACAACGAUGGCUGUGAUCACACUUUAUAAUCCAUGCCCACCGAAUAUCCUUCAGCCAAUCAGAAGAUCAGGUCCAAGUUCUGUAAAGUUUGUCACGUCCGUGCCUUGUGUAGACGUUAUCCAAUCGAGGGAUGUACGAAUAUGUCCAGUAUAUGUAUAUUUAAUAACGGCAACAAUAUGAAUCUUAGUUUUUAUUUUAGGAAAGAAUAAAAAUUAGUGUUUUGUAUUUAUGUAUCAAAUUCAGUAGGCGAGAGGACUUAAAUGCUUUUGUAGAUACAUUGCCAUAUUUUUUCCAUGUGUCUUUUAUCUGCGCAAAUAAUUUAAUAAUGAUACGAUCAUAAUAUUUUAUCAGAUUUUUUUUAAACAAAUGCUCCCAUAUUUUACAAUGCAAUAUUUUUUUUUAAAUGACUGUUAUAUUUAAGUUAUUUUAGUCAGUAAAACAGUGCAAUUUGGUGUAAAUAAACAAAAAUAAGAAGUCAGAACAUAUAUAUUUAAUCAAGGAAUAAUUUUAAAGUAAAAUACAACUAAGACACGUCACCAUUAAAAAAAAAAAUCUUUAAAAUAUCGUGAUGUAUCGUAUAUCUGUUCAUCAGGACAUGUUUAGUGUCGGUGCAGAAACUGAUACGAAUUAAUAAUGAUAUUUUAUCUCUGAUAGAAGUGCGGAAAUGUAAUAUUUAGUAGUCAGCGUCAUAAACUUUUUUUUUUUUUCCUCAUUACUUUUAUUUAAUAUUCUGAGAUUGCACUUGGAUGAUAUCCUGGACGACAAAGACUGUAGGAUCGUGAAAUGCUAAUCAGUAAUGGAAACAUGCGGUUGGUUAGCGUGAAACACACGCGGUCAUGCUAACCUCAUGAUUUAGAAUUAUUUAGGGAACUGAAUUUGGCGCUGCUUGUGUCGCUAUGCAAGAUUACUUGUGCUAACUGACCUCUGUUGUGAGCUAAUCGACCUCUGUUGUGAGCUAAUCACAUGGUCGGCUACAAUUACACAAAUGUCGUCAUGCUCACAACAGGAAAAAAAGCUGAUCAUGCUAGCUGUUGGAGGAGGUUUGUGUUAACGUUCUCAGCACUUGUACAUCAAUACACUCCUUUCUUCAUUGCAUGAUGAUUAGCAUUUGAUUGGAUGAGCGUUCUUCUGUUUUAUGCUAGCAAACGAGGAGUGCUCCAGUCAUCAGAAGGAAACUAAUUACACAAAAUGCUAGUACAUGUGUAAUGCUAACCAAUCUCAGAUACAUACCAUUUAUGAUUAGCAUUUAGACUUGUACGACAUGCAAAUGAAUGAAUGAAGUUUAAUAGGACUUAGUUAGCUAGUUAGUCAGGAUUAUACAGUACUAACUACUGAGUAUGAGCUUAUUUAUGAUUGCACAUUUCUGGAUGACUUGUGCCUUUAAUACUGACUUUCUAUUUCUUGCUUUCUGUAAUUUUCAGUAUCACAGAGGUCUAGUUUUAUUCCAAAGAUAUUUAUAUGGGAUUUAGAAAUAGCAGGGGUAUUUUUUAAAAGGCGGUUCUGCAGAAAUAAAUUAUUUUCCCUGAAUGAUCCUCACGUGAAUGUGUUUGAGUGGCGUGAUCUGGGUGAAAGGUGUGUGUGUGUGAGAGAGAGAAACAUGAAACCUGUAACUCUGAAUAAAUGUCUCAUGCUUGUACAUGUUUCUCUUGCGUGUAAUAAGUCGAAUUCUAUUUAUUCUAUAAUGUCAAAUUUUAUGAUUUGUUAAACUACUUUUUCAAUUAUUUGUUUUUACAAUAUUUCUUUAAGCCUAAUCGCUAGGUUAGAUUUGAUCUUUGACUUCCAGUGAAGGAUAAUAAAUGUGCUCAAAGGUUGGCUUGUGUUUUGUAUGUAUUAUGACUGAUUGAUUAAAUGGUUCAUGUAGCUCCAAAAA
Messenger RNA from Neoarius graeffei (lesser salmon catfish), 6055 nucleotides. It is a transcript of the gene fhip1aa, whose product is annotated as FHF complex subunit HOOK interacting protein 1Aa. NCBI's taxonomy places the organism in Eukaryota, Metazoa, Chordata, Actinopteri, Siluriformes, Ariidae. The coding region runs from base 419 to 3265 and encodes 948 amino acids. The transcript is spliced from 14 exons. The record is from RefSeq and is a predicted model, not a curated record.